Messenger RNA from Phalacrocorax carbo (great cormorant), 1970 nucleotides. The record is from RefSeq and is a predicted model, not a curated record. NCBI's taxonomy places the organism in Eukaryota, Metazoa, Chordata, Aves, Suliformes, Phalacrocoracidae.
AGGGCCCGCCCCCUCCCCCCGUACCGGCGGGAGGCAGCGGGCAGCUCGCGGGGCUGCGGCACCCACCGAGGGGCCCGCACCCCGCAACACCACCCCGCACCGGGAUUCCGCAUCCCGCACCGCGCCGGGGGUCCGCCGCGGGACCCCCACUGCCAGCCCGUCCCGCACCGGGACGCCGCGCCGGGACCCCGCGCCGGGACCCCGCUCCGCCGUUGGGGUACCGGCGGUGCCCGGGGCGGAGCGGAGCGGAGGCAGGUGGAGGAGAAGGGGUCCUCUUGGCCCCACCGCCCUGCCAGAGAAGGGGAGGCUGAGGAAAAGCUCCAGUUGAUCUUUCCCAGCAGUGCAGUGAAGCCCAGGACACAGCGGAGAGCAGCUGAACUGCGACGGGGCGACGCCGUCCUGCUGCGUGCCUGGCCCCAGCCCCAUCCCACUGCCAUCAUCGCCGCCGUCUCCUUUGUCCCCUGCCAAUGCUGGUGGGUGGCAGCUGCAUGCUCCAUCGCUGCACUGGCACCCUACGUGUGGGGCCAAGCUGUGGGACCCGCUUUUCCCCACGGGACAGUGGCAAUGGGGGCUGCUCUUUCCGCUGGAGCGGUCGUGGCAAUUUCUUUUAACUGUGUCAUUGCACUGCUCAUUCUCAUCCUUUUCCUCAUCCUCUGCAAGGCCUGCAGGACCCCCUCCUGCCCCAAGAAGAGCCCAGCUUCUGACACAGACGAGGCAAGGAACGAAGAAAAGUACCUGCUGCAGCCCUGAGCUGCUUGAGGACUUAGGUACCCAGCUGUGCUGAAGGAGUCACACUGGUGUGGAUGCCUGCACUGGGACUGGGGCAGUGGAUGGGGCAGGAUGAGAGCAGAGGGGAUGCUGAGCUGCUCGCAAGGGCCGUGACACAGGGCAUAGCCUUUUGCCUGUGUGGUUUUGGUGUGUGAAGUCCCUGCAGAUGCCCACGGUGACCAUGGGGAUGGAGAUACAGCAGCUGGGGAUGUGCUACAGGGACAAUCCUGCCUAUCCCAGCAGCCAGCGAGCACAGCAGGAGCCCUGUCCUCGAGCACACCCUGUGUUCGGGGACAGCCCGUGGGGUCCCCCCAGUCUUCGUGGCCCACGCCAGUGGCCACCGCAUCACAGACCUGAGUGGGGCUGGUCAGGGGCUUGGGGAGGGAAGGCGGUGGGACUGGCAUGGGCGUCCAUCCCCGAGUGAGCCCUGCUGGCAGAAUGGGGUGUAACUAGUCUGGGUGUCUUUCGGGGUGGCCCAAGGGUGCCAUGUGCCCCCAGCAUCAGGACGGCAUUUGGCACCUGUCUGCCCCAGCAGCCAGUUUAAUGAGCCACAAGAGGGUCUACAUGGUUUUUCCGUUUGUCCCCGGUCUGUCUGUCACUCCUCUCCAGCAUUGGCACCAACACUGCCAGGCAAACAGCCCUCCUUGCUGGGUGUAUGUCUCUGCCUGCCCUCCUGCCUGCUCCAAGCCGAGGCCAGCGGUGGGGUGCGACCUGCCCGCGGCAGCAGACAUGCCCUUGUUGGCGUCCCCAUCCCUGGUGAAAGCAGCCUGGGAUGGCUUUUUUCUGGGGAGGUGCAAGACAUGGGGAGAACUUAGGGUGCCUGGCCAAAAAGCACUGAAGGGUCUUCCAGCCCUGUCACUCCCCGGGGACCACAGUGGAUGUGUGGGGAGGGAUCCUGUCAUCUGGCUUGUCCCCAAGCCCGGGAGCUGCCUCCCCCUGCCCUGCCUGCAGGUGCUGUGGGUUUUGGAGGGCUCUGCCCUGCCCAUCCUAGAUCCAAGCAAUAGCCAAGGUCCCCGCUGGCACAGCUGUUGCAAUAAGGGGAGAGAGGGGUGGGCUGUGCUGGGAGGGAUGCCAGCCAGGGUCCCUGUGCAGGCUUGGCCAGGCAUGGCAGAGCCUGUGGUUCCUCCCCAUGUCAGGUGUAGCUAAUGCAUUCCUUUGCAGCAGUGUUUUUGCUAGACUAAUAAACCAAUCAUAGGACCCAG